This is a messenger RNA of Phodopus roborovskii (desert hamster), 2213 nucleotides long. It is a transcript of the gene Rdx, whose product is annotated as radixin. Gene Ontology annotation, cellular component: microvillus; cytoskeleton; plasma membrane. The coding region runs from base 217 to 2031 and encodes 604 amino acids. Gene Ontology annotation, biological process: positive regulation of protein localization to early endosome; positive regulation of early endosome to late endosome transport; regulation of organelle assembly. NCBI's taxonomy places the organism in Eukaryota, Metazoa, Chordata, Mammalia, Rodentia, Cricetidae. The record is from RefSeq and is a predicted model, not a curated record. Gene Ontology annotation, molecular function: cell adhesion molecule binding; actin binding. The transcript is spliced from 16 exons.
UUGCCGAGCUGUCUGCGGCGGCGGCGCGUCUCCUCUCAGGCGGCUCAGGACUCGCACCGCCGCCUCUCCGUUCGCUCGCUGCCAGCCGCGACGCCCCCGCCGAGCCGCGCCUCAGCCAGCCGGCUGCGGGCAGGGAAGGAGCCGCUCAUUUUCGGGGCUAUAAUCGUUUAUAGAAGUGAAGAGUUUCUAAAGAAGGUAACAAAUAGGAGAAAGAAAAUGCCGAAACCAAUCAACGUACGAGUAACUACAAUGGAUGCUGAGCUAGAAUUUGCCAUUCAGCCCAAUACAACUGGCAAACAACUUUUUGACCAGGUUGUAAAAACAGUUGGUUUACGUGAGGUCUGGUUUUUUGGGCUACAGUAUGUAGACAGCAAAGGAUAUUCUACUUGGCUUAAACUUAAUAAAAAGGUGACACAGCAAGAUGUUAAAAAAGAAAAUCCUUUACAGUUCAAGUUUAGAGCUAAAUUCUUUCCUGAAGAUGUUUCUGAGGAAUUGAUUCAAGAAAUAACACAGAGACUUUUCUUCUUGCAAGUUAAAGAAGCCAUCUUAAAUGAUGAGAUAUAUUGCCCACCAGAAACUGCAGUUCUUUUGGCUUCCUAUGCUGUCCAAGCCAAGUAUGGAGAUUAUAAUAAAGAGAUUCACAAACCAGGGUACCUGGCUAAUGACAGACUCCUCCCACAGCGUGUUUUGGAGCAACACAAACUGACAAAAGAACAGUGGGAGGAGAGAAUACAAAACUGGCAUGAAGAACACAGAGGAAUGCUAAGGGAAGAUUCAAUGAUGGAAUAUUUGAAGAUUGCACAAGAUCUAGAAAUGUAUGGUGUCAAUUACUUUGAAAUCAAGAAUAAGAAGGGCACUGAACUGUGGCUGGGUGUUGAUGCUUUGGGUCUGAAUAUUUAUGAGCAUGACGACAAGUUAACACCCAAAAUUGGUUUUCCAUGGAGUGAAAUCCGAAAUAUUUCCUUUAAUGACAAAAAAUUUGUUAUAAAGCCAAUUGACAAGAAGGCACCUGAUUUUGUUUUCUAUGCUCCUCGUCUGAGAAUCAAUAAGCGGAUUUUGGCCUUGUGUAUGGGAAACCAUGAACUGUACAUGCGAAGGAGGAAGCCUGAUACUAUUGAAGUUCAGCAAAUGAAGGCUCAGGCACGGGAGGAAAAGCACCAGAAGCAGUUAGAAAGGGCACAAUUAGAGAAUGAAAAGAAGAAAAGGGAAAUAGCAGAGAAGGAAAAGGAAAGAAUAGAACGUGAAAAGGAAGAACUCAUGGAGCGUCUGAGGCAAAUUGAAGAGCAGACGAUGAAAGCCCAGAAAGAACUAGAAGAACAGACUCGGAAAGCUCUGGAACUGGAGCAGGAGCGCCAACGAGCAAAAGAGGAGGCAGAGCGGCUAGACAAGGAGCGCCGAGCUGCGGAGGAGGCCAAGUCCGCCAUAGCCAAGCAAGCUGCUGACCAAAUGAAGAACCAGGAGCAGCUGGCAGCAGAACUUGCCGAAUUCACUGCCAAGAUUGCACUUUUAGAGGAAGCCAAGAAGAAAAAGGAAGAGGAAGCUACUGAGUGGCAACACAAAGCUUUCGCAGCUCAGGAAGACUUGGAAAAGACCAAAGAAGAGUUAAAAACCGUGAUGUCUGCGCCUCCUCCCCCUCCCCCUCCACCAGUUGUUCCUCCCACAGAGAAUGAGCAUGAUGAGCAUGAUGAGAACAGUGCUGAGGCCAGUGCCGAGUUAUCCAGUGAGGGCGUGAUGAAUCACAGAAGCGAGGAGGAGCGGGUGACGGAAACACAGAAAAACGAACGUGUGAAGAAGCAGCUCCAGGCACUAAGUUCGGAAUUAGCCCAAGCCAGAGAUGAAACCAAGAAAACCCAGAAUGAUGUCCUUCAUGCUGAGAAUGUCAAAGCAGGCCGUGAUAAGUACAAGACUCUCCGACAGAUUCGACAAGGCAAUACAAAGCAGCGCAUCGAUGAGUUUGAAGCAAUGUGGGGACCCAAACUGUACGCACUGUUCCAGAUGCGCUCUUGCCAAAGCAGCAUAAAGCAUAUGUAACUGGACGGCGCCCUCCCUCCCUCUGCAUGAGGAACAGCCCUCAGGAGAUGGACCAGGACUUGGGAUGUCUGCAGACCCGGCAGUCCUUAGCCAGCCAGCGUCUGCUGAGCUUGGCUUUUAGAUGCCCUUUUCACAAACAGAUGCUGGAAGGCACCAGCUUCUGGAAAUCCCCCAGCACACCC